This is a messenger RNA of Hypomesus transpacificus, 7763 nucleotides long. RefSeq names its product polycystic kidney disease 1 like 2a (gene pkd1l2a). Bases 1 to 7470 code for a protein of 2489 amino acids. Gene Ontology annotation, biological process: detection of mechanical stimulus. Gene Ontology annotation, molecular function: carbohydrate binding; calcium ion binding; protein binding. Gene Ontology annotation, cellular component: membrane. The transcript has 41 exons. Lineage: Eukaryota; Metazoa; Chordata; Actinopteri; Osmeriformes; Osmeridae. The record is from RefSeq and is a predicted model, not a curated record.
AUGGAGAGCAUGUCUCUCACCCAGCUGCUACUGAGCACGCUCUUCCUUCUCUGUCCAUCGGGUGCUGAGGAGGAGACUGAGGCUCUCUCCUGCCCAGAACACCAGCAGGGCUUUGAUCGCUCCUGUUAUGAGUUUGUGGGUCUCCGGCGUUCUUUCUUCAGUGCUCAGGGUUGGUGUGAGCGAGGUGGAGGACACUUGGCAUUCAUCCAGAAUGAGGAAACCCAGCAGUUCCUUCAGAAGCACCUGGAGUCUGAGACAGACUGGUGGCUGGGCCUCGCCCCGGCCUCUGCUAACCUUACUCUGGAUUCUUCUGCUGCUGAAGGGCCCCUGUCGUGGCUGGAUGGCUCAGAUGUCAGCUACUCUAACUGGGUGAGCAGUCCAGCUCCAGGGGCUGGCUGUGCCCACAUCCUCAGAAGCUCAGGCUUCCAGUGGGAGGCCACAGCCAACUGCAGCCAGGAGUUCACCUUUGUCUGCGAGUUUGAGUCCGGUCGCACUAUUGCAUGUGCACACCACAACGCCACACUGCAGUGUGGUUCUGGUCAAGUGAUAGAGGUUGAUGACAGCUUCUAUGGUCGUAAAACAGCUCAUUACUGCCGUUUGAGCCCCAACCCUUCACCCACAUCAACACAGGAAGAGUGCAGCUGGAUGGAUGUUGUAGAUUCAGUAACAGGAGAUUGUCAUGGGCUGCAGGUGUGCCAGGCUACUGUAGAUGUGACCUCUUUUGGUGAACCCUGUCCUGGACUUGGAAGCUACCUGUCUGUGGAGUACCACUGCAAAGAGGGUCUGAACCUAUUAAUGAGCAAUUUGGCCGCAGUCUAUGAUGACGUGACAUUUACGGUGAAGUGGCUCCUACAUCCAUUCCAGGGCAACCUCAGCUGCUCCCUGAGGGCCGGAGAUGGACACAACGUUGACCCCUACAGUCCGAAGGAGUUAGAGAGCAGUGUGGUUCAUAAAUACAGCCAUCCAGGAGUGUAUUUGGUUUUGGUGGAGUGUAGUACCAGUGAAUGGCAUGUUACGGUUCAGAAAACCAUCACCAUUCAGGAGCCUGUCGGAGAGUUUGGUGUCAUCAAAUGCUACAGCCAAGACCACUCAACAGAUGGCGCCAACUGCAAAGGUCUCUAUGGGAGCCUAUUGCGAAUCCAGGUAGAAGUGGAAGCUGGUACAAAUGUGACCUAUAGAAUCCAGAGUGGGGACACGUUGGUGUCUCACUCCUCUGUGGUCAGAGGAAUCGUUCCCCACAACAUAACAGUGGCUCCAGAGGUUCAGGAGCAGCUUGGGUCUGGCUGCCACCAGCUAAGCCUGAAGGCGUCCAAUGGGGUCACGACCCCCGGAGUGUCCACAGAGCUGCAGGUGUGCCUGCUGGAGCCAGUGGAAGGCUUGCAGGCCUCCUUGCUGCUAGAGGAGGGCCAGUGUCCAGACUCCCACCUCCCCAUCAGUGUCUCUCUGGAGCGUGGAGCUCCAGCACAGCUCCUGUUCUCUGUGACUGGAGACAACAAGACUUUCUCUGAGACCAGACACAUGCACAACAGCAGUCUGCAAGUUUACAACAUCACACCAACAGUAGAAGGUAGUUUGGAGAUAACAGUUAAAGCCUGGAAAGUCUUCUCAGACAUGGAGGUGGAGGUGAAUUUGUGGAACGUCACAGUUGCCUGCAGCAACUUUUUAGACCUUUUACAUGACCAUGGAAACACGACAGGGCAUGUCAGAAAGCCUAGAGCUUAUUCCUUAAGGAUAACUUCAACUCCAGAUACCCUUGUUGACUACAGUGACAGCGUCAUGAUGGCAGUAACUGGUCUGUUUGGGCUGGCCAGUGGAAGGUGGAGCAAGUUUGAAUGGUCAUGCAAGAUCAAUUGCAAAUGCAAUGACAUAAUAAACAAGAACAAGGAGGGCACUCUUGUCAUUGACAAAACAUGCCUUCCUGAUUCGUUUGCGUUCAGUGAAUUCACUUUUCAAGUGAAGCUGAAGUCAUUCUUUAACAAAUGGUACACCCUAACUUCAGCAUCCAGAUGCAUAUCUGUAACUCCUAAGGAAUUUGUCAAUGUCAGCAUCAGUUGCAGUGAUUGUGACACAUCACAGGAUGUAAAUCUAGAAUUGGACUGUGUUGGAAGCUGCCCGAAGGUGGUUUGGCAUAUUGAGGACCCAGGACCUUGGACUGGUGACCUGAAAGAAUGCUACACCAGUGCAGGCAGAAAGCCACUGAUUGAGAAAAAAGUUGGUGGCAACAGGUAUAGGGUGGCUGAAAAAUAUCUGCAGACAGCAAAGAGCACGCUUCAAAAUCUCAAUGUCAUUGCUUAUGGUGAGACAACACCUGGCUUUGCCAAAUACACCAUACAAAUACCAGGCGUAAUGACUCCUGUUCCUGUCAGUAACACCCAGCCUGCCACCACCCAGUCCACCACCACUCCCACACCCCCGUCAUGUACCAUCUCCCCACAAAACGGCACUGUCCUGGAUCCAUUCAACAUCAACUGCACCGCCUCCUCCUUCUGUUCGUCAGGCAACUGCCUGUACUGCUUCAGGACAAACAAAGGAAAUCAUCUUCGCUGCAGUUCUGCCAAUGAAGUAAAGUCUAUUUACCUUCCUCUGGGGGAGGAAAGCAACAAUUACAGUCUGUCCGUGGUGGCAACAGUCAAAAACGGGUUCACAAAGACAAGCACUUUCUUCACCACGCAGGUACGUCCGGCCAACUCCAGCUCUACAGUGCAGGAGCUCCAGUCUGCGGUGGUGGACUCUGUAGCCCAGCUGCAGCAGCAGGGGCUGCUCUCUGGAGAGAACCUGGGACAGAUGUUCCAGUCUGUGUCUGACAUGCUGAACAACGGUGGGGGCAGUGCAGAGCAAACGGAUGCUAGGAAGAAGCUGCGAGAGCAGAUGCUAACCAGUAUGAAUGAAGUGCUGCAGAACUCCCCAAUUAACUCCACCCAGGAGGUGCAGGUAACUGCAGGAGCCGUGGUGGGGCUCACCACGAAACCUGAGGAGCUGACCCCGGCUGCUCAGGAAAAAGCCAGUUCCCUGGUGGCAGAUCUCAGCUCCUCCCUGCUAUUCAUGAACGUCAGUCAGGAAAAUGGAGGUGACCAGGUGGUGAAUGCUGCCAAUCCCAUAGUGGAGGCGGCCAGCAACAUUUUAAAAGUCUCUUCUAAUAAAAAGAUUUCAAAUGUUCUUCUCGAUGGAAUGGACAAUGUGCAAAGUGCAUUGUUGAAUGGGAAAGGGAUUGACCAGGGGCCUGCCAUUGUCAGCAUGGAAAAGAUCAGUUUGUUUGUCAACAGAGUGUCUCCAGAAACCCUUCAAAUGCAGUCGAUCGUCGUUCCCAAGAACACCUCCUCCAGCUUCUCCUUCCCUCCCCUGCCUGCUGACGUCCUUUCUCUGGAGGAACCAGUGGAUGUGCGGAUGAUGAGUUUCGAAAGGAAUCCCUUUUCUUGGAGUAAAGAUGCUGACAUCAGCGGUGCUGUGGGCUCUGUCUCUCUCAGCAGAGAAAAUGGCUCAGUCAUCCCCAUAGAGAAUCUGACUAAUGAGAUAGAGAUAUUAUUGCCCAGGCUGGAUGGAGAACAGGUGAACAGUACAAUCUUGAACCUGAGUAACUACAGCACUCUGAAGAUCAACGUUCCUUCACCGGAUGUGACGCUGGUGCUGAGGAUGGAGCCAUCAGAGGACUUGACCUUUAAACUGUUCCUGGGUGAUAAGAACUACCCCACCACAGCGGAUUAUGUAGCUAAGACUCAGAUGCCUAACAAUGGCACGAUACAAGAGGAGCGGUACAUAUGGGUGCUGGCUCCCAGUGAUAGAGGAGGACAUGUCGGGGAGCACUACCUUGUGGUGCAACCCAUUGUGGAGGCAGGGGUUAAAUCAGUAAAUGCCAGCGUGUCUGUCACCUCCAUUGCUGCCCAGUGCAAGUAUUGGAAUGAGUCUCAAUCAGCUUGGAGUGAAGCCGGCUGCAGGGUUGGCCCUCUCACCACCCCGUUUGUCACUCAGUGCCUAUGUAACCACCUGACCUUCUUUGGAAGCUCUUUCUUCGUCAUGCCCAACGUUGUGGAUGUGUCUCGCACCGCAGAGCUCUUCUCUACCUUCACUGAAAACCCAGUGGUUGUGUGCUUUGUGGGCGCCAUCUUUGUAGCUUAUCUCCUGGUGGUCGUGUGGGCACGCAGAAAAGACAUCAACGAUACUGCCAAGGUAAAGGUAACAGUACUGGAGGACAACGACCCUUUGGCUGAGUAUGGCUACAUGCUGAACAUCAGCACAGGACAUCGACGUGGUGCCUCCAGCUCAGCUCAGGUAACCGUGACUCUGCUGGGCACAGAGGGGGAGAGUGAGCCCCACCACCUCACUGACCCUGACAAACCUGUGUUUGAGAGGGGUGCAGUAGAUACCUUCCUGCUGACCACCCCCUUCACCCUGGGGGAACUGCAGAGCAUCAGGGUGUGGCACGACAACUCUGGAGAACACCCUAGCUGGUACAUAAACAAAGUAAUGGUGCAAGAUUUACAAACUGGGCAGAAGUGGCAUUUCCUCUGUAACUCCUGGCUUGCGAUCGAUAUGGGAGACUGCCUUCUGGAUAGAACAUUCCCUGUUGCCACUGAAAUGGAUCUUAAGAGAUUUAGUAACCUGUUCUUCAUGAAGACCGCCAAGGACUUCCGUGAUGGUCACAUCUGGUUUUCUGUGGUCAGCCGUCCUCCAAACAGCACCUUCACAUGUGUGCAGCGAGUAUCAUGCUGUUUUUCUCUGCUGCUCUGCACCAUGUUGACCAAUAUCAUGUUCUAUGGCAUCCCGACUGACCCCUCUGAACAAACAAUGGACCUGGGUCACAUUGAGUUCACCUGGCAACAAGUGAUGAUUGGAGUUCAAAGUUCUAUCAUCAUGUUCCCCAUCAAUCUGCUGAUUGUGAGUAUCUUCAGAAACACCCGUCCCCGACAGAAGAAGCCUGGUCAACCCAAGACAGAGGCCUCCAAGCAGGGGAAGACUGGCCGUGUGUCUCCAUCACAGCCUCCUUCUCCACAGAUGGAACACAAGGACAUCACACCAGACACUGUCAUCAAGGACAUCAAGAGGAUAGCCCAGUCUCUCUCCAAGGCCAUGAAGAGCCCCAUGCCUCGUCUGGACUUGGAGCUGGGGUCUGGACGACAGGCUGACAUCAACACUCUGCUCUCUCUGGUGGAGGACAUUAUCAGACAGCAGAACCGUGCAGGUGGAGAGUUCUACACUGAUGUCUGCAAGAGAGAAGGAUCUCUUCUUCUGUCUUUAGGUUCAGUUGAACUUCAAGACAGCAGCUUGUGUGGGAGCCCUGAGAAAACUGCAGACAGGAGCCAGAAACGGAGCAGCAACAGUCAGUAUCUGUACAGGCAGCUCCGCCAUGUUGAGAAGGAGUUGAGUCUACUGGGACCCUCUCGCUUCCCUAACCCACACAGCUAUCAGCGGGCUGUGCAGCAGGUCCAGGGCAUGAAGGGAUUGCUGGAGUCACAGCUCUCUUCCUCCAGCCUUGGAGUCGACCAACCAGCUUGCAGCAUCAGCACAGCAGAGAGCCUUGACGAGGACACCAGCAAGAGGAAGUGCUGUCAAGGAGGGCUGCCGUGGUGGUUUGUGUUUGUGGGCUGGAUACUGGUGCUAGCAACUAGCGGUGUGUCAGGAUUCUUCACUAUGAUGUAUGGACUGCAUUAUGGGAAGGAGCGCUCCGUCAGCUGGCUCAUAUCUAUGGUUGUGUCCUUCUUUGAGAGCCUCUUUAUCACACAACCUCUUAAGGUGCUAGGAUUUGCUGUCUUCUUUGCUCUUGUGCUUAAGAAAGUUGAUCAGGAAGAAUAUGGUGAUCCUAAGGUUGACGGAAUUCUCAGAAACCCAGAUGAAGCUGGUGCAAUGCGGGCAGCCAGGAGAGACAGCACAUGCAGCUUCUACCAACCCCCUCCUCCAAGUGACAUUGAGAAAAUGAGGAACAACAUGAUGAAAGAACAGAAGGUCUUUGCCCUCAUCAGGGAGAUUCUAACCUACAUGGGGUUUAUGUGGAUGUUACUCCUGGUGGCAUAUGGCCAGAGGGAUCCCAAUGCUUACUUCUUGACUCGACACAUCCAGCAGAGCUUCAGCCAAGGAAUUUCUGACAACAUGAGUCCUGGUGAUGUGUUCACCUGGGCAAACACCUCUCUACUAAACAACCUGUUUGGAGAAUAUCCAGGUUUCAUCACAGAUGGGAACUCCAAGCUGGUGGGUAAUGCCCGCCUUCGCCAGGUGAGGGUACAGAAGAACUCGUGCCGUGUUCCCCGCUCCAUGCGCCAGUCUGUGCCUGACUGCCAUGCUCCCUACUCAUGGGAGGUGGAGGACAUGGGCUCCUAUGGGCCCGGCUGGAACCGCUCUGUGGGGGACAACUCCUCAGUGAGCCUUCGCAGCCCAUGGAAGUACCAGAGCCAGGCCCGACUGAGGUCAUAUCCUGUCUGGGGUAGUUUGGUUCUCUACAGAGGAGGCGGCUUUGUGGAGGAACUGGGCCCAGACUCAUACAAUGCCAGCAGAACCAUUCAGUACCUGUUUGACAGCACAUGGAUUGACAUGUACACCCGGGCAGUCUUCAUAGAAUUCACUGUGUAUAAUGCCAAUGUCAACCUCUUCUGCAUUGCCACUCUCAUGCUGGAGACCUCUGCCGUAGGGGCGUUCCAGUUCCGCAGUGAUCUGCAGAGUGUUCGUCUUUACCAAUCGACUGGUGGUCUUCACAUCUUUGUCAUGGCCUCUGAGGUCGUCUACUUUCUCUUCAUCCUGUAUUACAUGUUUGUUCAGGGCAAGCUGAUGAAGCAGCACAAGUGGGGUUACUUCAGGAGCAAGUUUAACCUGGUGGAGCUGGCUAUCAUCAUCCUGAGCUGGAGCGCUCUGUCUGUCUUUAUCAAGAGGACUCUUCAGGGGAACAGCGACAUGGCCUACUACCACGACCACAAAGACGAGUUUGCCAGUUUCCAUGCUACAGCGACUGCUGAUGCUGUGCUGGGCUAUCUGAUAGCCUUCCUGGUUCUGCUGGCAACAGUGAAGCUCUGGCAUCUGAUGAGGCUCAACUCCAAGCUGCACAUGAUCACAGCCACACUGCAGAGGGCCUGGACUGACAUCUCAGGCUUCCUGGUGGUCAUCACCAUCAUGACUCUUGCGUACUCUAUUGCUUGCAAUCUAAUGUAUGGCUGGAAGCUGUACUCUUACAAGACCCUCAUGGAUUCUGCUCAGACAAUGGUCAGCCUGCAACUGGGAAUCUUCAACUAUGAGGAGGUGCUGGAUUAUAAUCCAGUGUUGGGUGCGUUCCUCAUUGGCUCCUGCAUCGUGUUCAUGACCUUUGUGGUGCUGAACCUUUUCAUUUCCGUCAUCCUGGUGGCUUUCAGUGAAGAGCAGAAACAUCACAAGCCCUCUGAAGAAGAGGAGAUAGUGGACCUGAUGCUGAUGAAGCUCUGCAGUUUGUUUGGGAUCAAGUACAAGAAAGAGGAGAGAAAUGACAACAAAGGUCCCUCCACUAUUUCCACAUAGAAAACGUAUUCUACACAAGCUUGUGUUCCCUGCUGUAGGAGUAGCACCUUAAACAAACACCUGUAUGUGACUUGUUGCCCCAGAAGCUAUUUGUGUUGUUCCGUGAUCAAAUACAGCAUUUAAAUUUGAGAUCUUGUUCAUGUCUUGUCUCUUGAGGUUGCAUGUAUACUUGUAAUAACAGGAGACAUUAUCCAGUGUUUAGACAAUUCAAGUGGAUUGCUGUAUUACUGUAUUUUUGGUUGAAAUAUAUAUAAAUGUGGUAAGAUACAUGUUAAACUAUACUUAUCAGUGGU